Molecule: messenger RNA, 2468 nt
Organism: Tupaia belangeri chinensis (Chinese tree shrew)
Lineage: Eukaryota; Metazoa; Chordata; Mammalia; Scandentia; Tupaiidae
Gene: EXOC8
Product: exocyst complex component 8
Exons: 2
Coding region: 92-2263 (723 amino acids)
Biological process (GO): Golgi to plasma membrane transport; exocytosis; intracellular protein localization
Cellular component (GO): exocyst
Source: RefSeq, a predicted model, not a curated record
CAGGCGUACUCGGCACUCCCCAGCCCUCUUGCCUCCGUGGAGUCUGACCCAUUUGGGUGGGUCUUCGCGGUGGCGACAGUGACUGCUCGAGAUGGCGAUGGCGAUGUCAGACAGCGGGGCGAGCCGCCUGCGGCGGCAGCUGGAAUCAGGGGGCUUCGAGGCGCGGCUGUACGUGAAGCAGCUCUCGCAGCAGUCGGACGGGGACCGGGACUUGCAGGAGCACCGGCAGCGCAUCCAGGCGCUGGCGGGGGNGACGGCGCAGAACCUCAAGCGCAACGUCUACCAGAACUACCGGCAGUUCAUAGAGACGGCCCGCGAGAUCUCCUACCUGGAGAGCGAAAUGUACCAGCUCAGCCACCUGCUGACCGAGCAGAAGAGUAGCCUGGAGAGCAUCCCGCUGGCUCCACUGCCCGCCGCUGGGGCUGGGGCCGGCGCUGCCGGGACAGAGGAGGCCGGCGCCGGGGCGGGCGCCCGAGACCACCUCCGAGGCCAGGCCGGCUUCUUCCCCGCCCCCGGGGGCGCCUCCCGCGACGGCUCCGGCCCGGGCGAGGAAGGAAAGCAGCGCACCCUCACCACCCUGCUGGAGAAGGUGGAAGGCUGCAGGCACCUGCUGGAGACUCCGGGCCAGUACCUGGUGUACAACGGGGACCUGGUGGAGUAUGAGGCUGACCACAUGGCCCAGCUGCAGCGCGUGCAUGGCUUCCUCAUGAACGACUGCUUGCUGGUGGCCACCUGGCUGCCGCAUCGGCGAGGGAUGUAUCGCUACAACGCCCUCUACCCCCUAGACGGCUUGGCAGUGGUCAACGUCAAGGACAACCCGCCCAUGAAAGACAUGUUCAAACUGCUCAUGUUCCCCGAGAGCCGUAUUUUCCAGGCGGAAAAUGCUAAAAUCAAACGAGAGUGGCUGGAAGUGCUGGAGGAAACCAAGAGGGCCCUCAGCGAGAAAAGACGGAGGGAGCAGGAGGAGGCAGCAGCCCCGCGAGGGCCAUCCCACGUGACUCCCAAGGCCAGCAACCCGUUUGAGGAGGAGGAGGAAGAAGAACCAGCUGCUCCUGAGGUAGAGGAGGAGAAGGUGGACCUGUCCAUGGAAUGGAUCCAAGAGUUACCUGAAGACCUGGAUGUCUGUAUUGCCCAGAGGGACUUUGAGGGGGCGGUGGACUUGUUGGAUAAACUGAACCAUUACCUGGAAGAUAAGCCCAGUCCACCUCCAGUGAAAGAACUCAGGGCCAAAGUGGAUGAGCGUGUUCGACAGCUCACUGAGGUGCUGGUGUUCGAACUCUCCCCGGAUCGUUCCCUGAGAGGCGGUCCCAAGGCUACUCGCAGGGCAGUUUCUCAGCUAAUCCGGCUGGGCCAGUGCACAAAGGCCUGUGAGCUAUUCUUGAGAAACAGGGCGGCAGCUGUGCACACUGCCAUACGUCAGCUCCGCAUCGAAGGAGCCACUCUACUCUAUAUUCAUAAGCUGUGCCAUGUCUUUUUCACCAGCCUUCUUGAGACUGCUAGAGAAUUUGAGACUGAUUUUGCAGGCACUGACAGUGGCUGCUACUCUGCCUUUGUGGUCUGGGCCAGAUCAGCCAUGGGCAUGUUCGUGGAUGCCUUUAGCAAGCAGGUGUUUGACAGCAAGGAGAGCCUCUCCACUGCAGCUGAGUGUGUCAAGGUGGCCAAGGAGCACUGUCAGCAGCUGGGUGACAUCGGGCUCGACCUCACCUUCAUCAUUCAUGCCCUCCUGGUGAAGGACAUCCAGGGGGCCUUGCACAGCUACAAGGAGAUCAUCAUUGAAGCCACAAAGCAUCGCAACUCUGAGGAGAUGUGGAGAAGGAUGAACCUGAUGACUCCGGAGGCCCUGGGUAAGCUCAAGGAAGAGAUGAAGGGUUGUGGCGUGAGCAACUUUGAGCAGUACACGGGGGAUGACUGCUGGGUGAACCUGAGCUACACGGUGGUGGCCUUCACCAAACAGACCAUGGGCUUCCUGGAAGAGGCCCUGAAGCUGUACUUUCCAGAGCUGCACAUGGUGCUUCUGGAGAGCCUGGUGGAGAUCAUCUUAGUUGCCCUUCAGCAUGUGGAUUACAGUCUUCGGUGUGAGCAGGAUCCAGAGAAGAAGGCUUUCAUCAGACAGAACGCAUCCUUUCUAUACGAAACAGUCCUCCCCGUGGUGGAGAAGAGGUUUGAAGAAGGUGUGGGGAAACCUGCAAAGCAACUCCAAGAAUUGAGGAAUGCAUCUAGACUUAUGCGGGUGAAUCCUGAAAGUACAACAUCGGUGGUCUGAGGCUUGCAUCUUAUGUGUACAUAUGCAUUCUGUUUAUAUAUUAUUUAUAUUUAUACUAAGUUGCAUUAGCAUCUUCUUUGUAGGCUCAAACACAGCUUAAAAAUAAAAAGUGCCCUCUUAGAAAUAGAAAAUCUAGAGGAGAAAGGAAAAAGGAUAAGUAAAGCCCAAGUAACAAAAAUACUGAAAUUAUUAAAACAAUAUGCUU